This is a messenger RNA of Macroventuria anomochaeta, 783 nucleotides long. RefSeq lists its product as uncharacterized. The record is from RefSeq and is a predicted model, not a curated record. The coding region runs from base 1 to 783 and encodes 260 amino acids. The transcript is spliced from 3 exons. Lineage: Eukaryota; Fungi; Ascomycota; Dothideomycetes; Pleosporales; Didymellaceae.
AUGGCCCGCAACCGCAGCCAUGGGUUGAACGUCGCUGCCAAUCCGCUAAUCUCUGGCAUUACUGCAGCCACGACACCACCCAAUACCUGGAACACUCUGGGAGAACCGUCAGCAACAAAGCGCAAACGAGCCAGCGAUGAUACGGACAGCUCCGGCGCAACGCUAAUCAAGAUAGCCAGGACAACACAAGCUUCAGCACCGCCAGAAGACCAAACACAUAUCGAAAAGCCAACGUCAAAAGCUGAUUCAGUCUCCUUUUCGUCCAUGUCGAAUCUCAAAAAUGACUCCGAACUAUUUCCCGGAUUGAAAUACCCUCUCACUGGCACAUACAUCAGCUCAAGUUUAGCGCAUGACAAAGUAGGAGACUUGUUUGGCUCCUACAAGUUCGACCUCACAGUGACCAACAACCCAACCCGCGGCGCAUGGUGGGCAACCUUCCGUCAGUGCAAGCUGCCCAAGCCAGGCCGGCGUGUGUAUGCUGAUUUCCCAUCACCUGUUUCCGAUGGCAUCAUCCAUGUGGAGAGGGGUCCUCGGCUAGCCGUUGACUUGGAUUCACCCUUUUCUCUGUCCUGGAAGUUGCGGGAUCUACGAGACGGUACAUUCCACUCUGGUGUGGGCAUGAUCGUCUUUCGAAAGCGAGGUGAUGUGUUCGUACGGCUGUUUGAAGUACCGACGGCCAAGGGGCCAGUGGAGCUUACCGGUAUCAGAAAGGGUGGACCAGGCAUUCAGGUUGAUUUGCAACACAUGUGGGAUGGAUUCGCAGAGAAAGGGCCGCAGUAUUGA